Messenger RNA from Cynara cardunculus var. scolymus (artichoke), 537 nucleotides. RefSeq lists its product as uncharacterized. Gene Ontology annotation, molecular function: nucleic acid binding. NCBI's taxonomy places the organism in Eukaryota, Viridiplantae, Streptophyta, Magnoliopsida, Asterales, Asteraceae. Gene Ontology annotation, biological process: DNA integration. The coding region runs from base 1 to 537 and encodes 178 amino acids. The transcript has a single exon. The record is from RefSeq and is a predicted model, not a curated record.
AUGGCUUGCCAUUCCAAUGAUGCUAAAACAGUUGUUAAGUUCUUACAAAAGCACAUAUUCACUAGAUAUGGUACACCUCGUGCCUUAAUUAGUGAUGAAGGCACUCACUUCAUAAACAACAUGUUAGAAGAAGUUCUUGAUAAGUAUGACAUCAAGCAUAGGGUAGCAACUGCCUACUAUCCUCAGACCAACGGAUUAGCUGAAUUGUCAAAUGGGAAGAUAAAAGGGAUUUUGACCAAAGUAGUCAAGCCACAUAGAAAGGAUUGGGCCUCUAAGUUAGAUGACGCUUUAUGGGCCUACCGAACUGCUUACAAAACCCCUAUUGGUAUGUCUCCCUAUAAAUUGGUCUUUGGAAAAGUUUGCCAUUUACCUGUGGAAUUAGAGCACAAAGCCUAUUGGGUCAUUAAGGAACUUAACAUGAGUUUAGAUGAGGCCGGAAGAAAAAUGACUUUGCAACUUUGUGAAUUGGAAGAGCACAGGAAUUUUUCCUUUGAAAAUGCUAAGCUAUACAAAGAAAAUACAAAAAAAAUGGCAUGA